Molecule: messenger RNA, 930 nt
Organism: Uranotaenia lowii
Lineage: Eukaryota; Metazoa; Arthropoda; Insecta; Diptera; Culicidae
Gene: Aprt
Product: adenine phosphoribosyltransferase
Exons: 4
Coding region: 253-804 (183 amino acids)
Biological process (GO): AMP salvage; adenine salvage
Cellular component (GO): cytoplasm
Molecular function (GO): AMP binding; adenine binding; adenine phosphoribosyltransferase activity
Source: RefSeq, a predicted model, not a curated record
GUUAUGAAAAAUAUCAAAAACAAAAUAGCCGACAACUUCGGGUGCGUUCAAAAAAGACACCAAAUCAAUAUUUAAAAAGACUUCUGUAUUUUCUCUCUACCUCAACUGCGCACUGAUUGAUAGCAAUAAUUCUAAUAAGCAAAUAGCCAUUAGUUAUCAAGAGCACGUCCAACUCGUUGUUGGCAACAGUUAUCAGGCGAACAAUUUGAAUAAAAGUAAUUUGGAAAGCGAGAUAGCAUUUAAGAUUUCACCAUGUCAGCUGAUUUGGAACUUGUCCGAAGGCAUAUUGGAGAAUUUCCGGACUUCCCUAAGCAGGGAAUUAUCUUCAAGGAUAUCUUCACUGCUUUAAGGAAAGGGGAGGUUUGUCAGGCCCUGAAACGUUUACUGGUGACGUAUGUUUUAAAGAACCACCCGGAUGUCGAGGUGAUAGUGGGUCUGGAAGCACGAGGAUUUCUCUUCAGCUUAUUAUUGGGCGCCGAGUUGGGGAUAGCAUCUGUUCCGAUUCGAAAGAAAGGAAAACUACCGGGAGAAUGUGUUCAAUUCGAAUACAAACUUGAGUACGGAUCUGACGUUUUUGAAAUUCAAAAAGAUAGCAUAGUGACCGGACAAAAAGUUCUCAUCAUAGAUGAUCUGCUGGCAACCGGAGGCACGCUGGAUGCGGCCAAUAAUCUCGUCAAGCAGUGCGGCGGAGUUGUCGUUGAGGAUGUGGUGAUCAUGGAGCUGACCACCCUCGGGGGUAGAAAACGGCUGGAGAAAAACGGCGCUAAAGUACAUUCCUUCAUUCAGUACGAUGAUAUUGAGUGAGAUUCAUCCAAACCCAUACAGGUGGUUAGUGAAUGCUCAAAAGAGACACCCUGAAAAGACGCGCUUUAAAUUUGAUUGUUUUAUUAAAUUACUUCUAAGUAAAUUUUUCUAGUUACCUCGAAUCAA